Molecule: messenger RNA, 4625 nt
Organism: Paralichthys olivaceus (Japanese flounder)
Lineage: Eukaryota; Metazoa; Chordata; Actinopteri; Pleuronectiformes; Paralichthyidae
Gene: psd2
Product: pleckstrin and Sec7 domain containing 2
Biological process (GO): regulation of ARF protein signal transduction
Molecular function (GO): guanyl-nucleotide exchange factor activity; phospholipid binding; protein binding
Source: RefSeq, a predicted model, not a curated record
ACAUCAGCUCUCCGCCGCCUGGACCUCCUGCGUACCCCUGCCAGCCUGCGCGAGACUGUGCAGACUACACCACGCGCUCGGGUCGGUGAGUGGCAGCGGCGUACAACGGUUGCACGCGCAUGCCGUUGAGAGGAGAGGACGUUCAGCGGGGAGAGAGACAAAAAGAGCCCGUCUGUCAGUGCUGGUCCCCCGGUGUGGAUGUGGAGACACCGCGGGGGGAGAGACAGAGACACAGAGACUGAGAGAGAGAGGACCGCGUCUGUGAAACUCUUCAUCUUCAGCCUGUGACCGGGCGCGUUUCACCGUCCUCUCCAGUUGCUGGUUUUAAGAUCUGGCCCUCAUCCUGGCCUGAGUGGACUGGUGCUUCCCCCUCAGUAAAGAGCACCAUGACCCAGGAGGGGCAGGCUCUGCCCUCUCCCACCCCACCAGAGAACCCAGCAGAGGCCAGUACAACCACCACCACUGACUCACCCACAGUGACCCCCAACCAGACAGAGCAGGACAAGCCAGGGGCCACGGCGAAGGACGAGACAGAGGACGGGAAACAAGAAGAGGAGAUCAGAGAAGCGGACGAGGAGGCACAGGCGGCGACGUGUGGGGAAGGAGAGAGGAGAGCAGAAGCAGAGGAGGGGGAGUUGAAAGAGGGGAGGUUAGAUGGCACUGGAGGUGAAGAUCAACAGACAGAAGGAGGGGUGGAGGGAGAGAGGGAAGGCACAAGAGUGGAAGGAUGUAUAAAUUCAGAGUUAAGCUCAACGGGACAAGAGGCACCACAUGAGGUGGAGGAGAUGAAAGAGGAAGAGGAGGGGAAAGAAACUGAAGAGAUGCAGCCUGCAUCAGAGGAGGCAACACACCCUCAACAAGCUGGGCGACUGGCCAACGGCAUAGGUGGGAAUGAAGAGGAGGAUGAAGCUGGUGAGGAGGAAGGAGGAGAUGAAGGAGGGACUCACACAAACUUGGAUGCUUUCAGCUCUAACUUUGAGAUGACUGUAGAACAGGCUGAUACAGAAGUGGAGGAAGAGGAGGAAGAGGUCCAGACAGAGGCAGAUGGAAGAGAAACCCAGGACAGUUUCAGCUCGGCGUUCGAGCAGAUUGUUGAGCAGGUUGAUGUUCAGGAGCAAGAAGAGGAGGAAGAGGACAGGGAGUUGGAGGAGGAGAGGGAGAAAGGUAGGGUAGACAACAAAGAUGGCUUCAGCUCCACAUUUGAGCGCAUCGUGGAGUCUGCCCUGCUGAGGGGGGGCACCUGCUACAGCAGUCUGGACUCUCUGGAUGUGUUGUCACUCACAGACGAGACAGACAGCUGUGUCAGCUUCGAAGCGCCACUGACCCCGCUCAUCCAACAGAGGGCGCUGUUACAGGGCCCUGAACCUUUGGAGCUGGAGCUGGAAACCGUUCAGGAGCAAGAAGGGGCUGAGGCUGGACCAGAUGCCCCAGGUUCCCAUGUGAACGCUGGAGAGAGCACUGUUCGUGGAGGUGGAGCUGUGGCAGCAGCAGGAGGAAGCCCACUGAGAACCACCAUACCAGGGAGCAGAUCAGAGUUUGUGCUGAGCCAGCCUGGACGCUGGGCUAUCCCUAAUGGAUACCAUGCAGACUCCCAGGGAGCCAUGGAGGGUUGUGGAGCCAUGAUCAACUCUCUCAGUGAUGCCAGCCUCACAGACGUCCUGUCUGACUCAGAGGAGUGUGAUUUGGGCAGUCUGGAGCGUUUGGAGCGCGGCAGCACCGACACACUGGCCAAUGGCUGCCGAGUCGACUAUGAGGCCGCCAAGAGGCUUGCCAAGCGCCUCUAUCACCUCGAGGGCUUUAAACGCUGCGACGUGGCCAGACACCUGGGCAAGAAUAAUGAGUUCAGCCAAUUGGUGGCUUCAGAGUACCUGAGUUUCUUUGACCUCUCUGGCCUGUCACUGGAUCGAGCCCUGAGAAACUUCUUAAAGGCCUUUCCACUGAUGGGAGAGACCCAAGAGAGAGAGAGGGUCCUGGUCCACUUCUCCAGACGCUUCUGCCACUGCAACCCACAGACAUCCUCCUCAGAAGAUGGAGCCCACACAUUAACCUGUGCUCUGAUGCUGCUUAACACUGACCUACAUGGACAUAACAUUGGGAAGAAGAUGUCCUGCCAACAGUUUAUCAGUAACCUAGACGGCCUCAACAACGGCAAAGACUUUCCCAAAGACUUAUUAAAGGUUUUAUAUAACUCCAUCAAGAAUGAGAAGCUUGAGUGGGCAGUCGAGGAGGAAGAGCUGAGGAAGAGCCUGUCAGAGCUGGUGGAGGAGCAAUGCGAGGGCGGGAGUAAACGUGUUACCAGGGUAACGGACGGCAAUAACCCUUUCAUCGCAAUCCCUAUUCUCUUGAACGCUGUCACCUACAAACAUGGAGUGCUAAACCGCAAGAGCCAUGCUGACAUGGAUGGCAAACGCACCCCGAGGGGUCGCCGUGGUUGGAAGAAGUUCUAUGCGGUCCUGAAAGGGAUGAUCUUAUAUCUCCAGAAGGAUGAGUACAAACCAGAUGCUGACAUUUCAGAGGUGGACCUGAAGAACGCAGUGCGAAUCCAUCACUCUUUAGCCACUCGUGCCACUGACUACAGCAAGAGGGCCAACGUACUGAAGCUAAAAACGUCAGACUGGAGAGUGUAUCUGCUGCAGGCCCCGAGUGAGGAGGAGAUGAUGUCCUGGAUCUUCCGGAUAAACCUGGUGGCAGCGCUGUUCUCAGCCCCAGCCUUCCCUGCUGCCAUUGGCUCCAUGAAGAAAUUCUGUCGGCCCAUCCUGCCAUCUUCAUCCACCAGACUCAACCAGGAGGAGCAGCUGCUGAGUCACGAGAACAAGCUGAAGCAGAUGAGCCUGGAGCUGGAGGAGCACCGAAAAAACACUCCCUCAGUUGACCCCAAAAGCCGGGAGUGGGAGGAGCACCGGCUCAAAGAGCACUACCUAACAUACGAGAAGACUCGCUAUGAGACGUACAUCAGCCUCUUGCAGGCCAAAAUUCGUGCUGAGACGGACGACCUGGAGAAGAUAGAGGCGAGCGUGAUGGGUGGCAUGUUCAUGGAGGGCGGCCUGGCUGGCCGCGAGUGCCUCCUCCGCAAGACACAGUCCUCCCCGUCCAUCAGCCAGGCUCACAGCGGACUGAACGGGAGAGCCGCUGAAUGCACUACCCCAGGACAGAGGAGCUGAGGGGAGGGAGGAGCAUGAGACGCCACGGUCCACAAACGCAACGUCCGUCUAAGCCAAACUACAGUAGUUUAAUAACUCCUUACUGGGUUCUUUGUUAGUGUUCCUCCCGUUGUACUUACAGUAAGAGAGAGUGGGCAGGAGCAGGAGAAACAUCUGUCACUGCCCCUCCCAGAAUUUAUCAACCCCGGUGAUAUGUUUCUGUCUUUGAGCAAUAGAUGAAGAGGAUGAAGAACCCAACCCCCGCUACCCAAUGAGUGACCCUGUCAAACCUCAGUUCUUUGAACUUUUAUUAUUGCACAUUUAAUCGAUCAUAACUGUGAUCUCGCAACCUUCAUCAGUAUUAUUUUUAAAAACUCUAAGCGAUGCAGCUGUCUUUCGUUGACACUUGUUCGUUAUGAGCAGAAGUUUGAGUAUUUUAUUAUGUAUUAGUUAAAGGCCAGAAAGGUAACAAAGAGAAAGACGGCUUUCUGUCCUGUCCUUUAUCAGACAGAGACUGACAUGGACAAGGUGGACAUGGUACUACUGUAGCAUUUUGGCCUUUUUCCCACCUAUGUAAAAACACCCAGCCACUCACAGGCGUAUGUAUGGACCUAGAAGUGUGUGAAGACACAACAUAUCUGUUCCUGGAGUUACGAAAAAACUCUUAAGAGAACUUCUCAGAAGGAUCGAGUCUCUGCCAUGUAUAGCAUAUUUAUUUAUUUAUUUAAUUAUCCUUUAUUCUGCCCAGGGAGAGUUCACACAGAGUGGCCAUUCCAUUGCCACAGUCAUACAGUUACAUACAGUAAAUCCCUAUACAUUUAGGAGCUACCACAUAAAUCCAUGGUUUUAACUGAGCUUCUCCACCAGAGAAACUGGAGGUUGAGUGCCUUACCCAAGGGCACCUCGGCACUAGCUGUUGAGGGAUUUCAAACGUGUCACACAGAGAGAACACAAGUCCGCUUACGUAAUUUUUGGCUACCGCUGCCCCCAAUACUGAAACGUAUCCAAUAAUUCUGCUCUGAAAAACCUAAAAAUUACGUGAAUGAAUGAAAGCACUGUGUCAUUUACCUUACACACGUCUGUUCUUGUCGCAGCUGAUACAUAACAACAUAAGGCUGGGUGUGAGGUUUCUAAAGAUUGAUGUGAAGGGCAGAACAGGAACGUGUGGGUGAGAGGUAUACAGUUUGAGUGGGUGAUAUUGUGUGUGUGUGUGCGCUUGCUUUUUACAGUAGAUGAGAUUUUUUAGCUGUAGGCGACAGGAAGAAGUAAAUAUAGCAGGGUCAUGUCUGAAUGAAGAAUUUAUUUAGCAUGUUCGGUCAGAAACCGUCCACUGGUCUUAUUCUGCUGAAUGAGACUGCCGUCAAAUCCAGGCCUGGAUCUCUCAAAAGCGUCUUCAGCACAAAGGCAGCCGUCAUGAGCCUCCCCAUGCACACAGCUGUGCAGACGUGCAGUUGUUUGCACAUUUGUACAUUCACUGCACGUAAU